Hyla sarda is the source of this 2076-nucleotide messenger RNA. RefSeq names its product cyclin A1 (gene CCNA1). Gene Ontology annotation, biological process: regulation of cyclin-dependent protein serine/threonine kinase activity; mitotic cell cycle phase transition. The record is from RefSeq and is a predicted model, not a curated record. Gene Ontology annotation, cellular component: cytoplasm; cyclin A2-CDK2 complex; nucleus. The transcript has 9 exons. Lineage: Eukaryota; Metazoa; Chordata; Amphibia; Anura; Hylidae. Bases 369 to 1643 code for a protein of 424 amino acids. Gene Ontology annotation, molecular function: cyclin-dependent protein serine/threonine kinase regulator activity.
CCAGCAGCCACUUCAGGUCAUGACUAAAUGAGACAAAAGCUACAUAUGUUGUUAGCUUCAUCGGGGCUAUCGCCUAAAGUGACCGGGUAUACAGUAGUUGUGUUCCUACAAUUCUAUUCCACACGACAGUCUAAAGUAUGUGGCUAUCCUGAUGGGUAAAUCAUCCAUUUGAUUUUCUUCAUCUGUGUCCAUUAAAAAGGUUGUGUGGCUGGGAACAGAAUGGAUGUGGCCUAGUCCAUUUAAUCAGCCCACUAACCCUGCUGGUUUCCAUGUGGACUGGAAAUACCUGUCGGCAGCUGAUUAUCUAUUCUGAUUGCAGUAGUGAAGAGGACUGGUGGAGACCAGCUGCUGUUUCAUAUUGACUGGAAAUGCGUCGCAACAGUACAUCAAACGUCUUUGUUGGAAAUGCUGGUAUGGGAGGCCGUGAUGGCUACCAGAAAAGUUCUGCCUUUUCAAAAGUUGAGGCUCUGGUUCAGUCCAAUCUACUCAUGCCACCACAGCAGAUGCAAAGAACAGUACUUGGAGUCAUCAGUGAAAACGAUCAGCGCCGGAGGUCACUUAGCAUGGGUGCUAUCACAACAAAAGCUGCAUCUGGCAUGGAGAAUGUGUUUCCUCUUGCUGGCAAGAUCUUCUCCGCUAGCGCAGCUAAUAUGGCUGUCCCCAAGCCCUGCUUUACUAUAUAUGUGGAUGAAGCAGAAGAUAAACAAGACGUAGAACUUCCAAGUCUGGAAGAAUCUGAGGCCAAUGUAUUGAAGCAGAAGUUCCACCUACUACUUGAUGUCAGUGCAGCAUCCCCAAUGAUGAUGGAAACUUCUAUACAAAGUCAACCUGAAGAGGAAGCUUCUGAAACGGACCCAGAUGCUGCUGCAGUGGCAGAAUACAUUGAUGAGAUUCAUCGCUAUCUGCGUGAGGCUGAAAUUAAACACAGACCAAAGCCAUACUACAUGAGAAAGCAACCUGACAUCACUUCAGCUAUGAGGACCAUAUUGGUGGAUUGGCUUGCUGAAGUACAAGAAGAGUACAAGCUUCGUAAUGAAACGCUGUUUCUUGCAAUCAACUACUUGGACCGAUUCCUGUCUUGUAUGUCUGUACUCAGGGGGAAGCUGCAGCUUGUUGGAACUGCAUCUAUUCUCCUGGCAUCCAAAUACGAAGAGAUCUAUCCACCAGAUAUAGAUGAGUUUGUGUAUAUUACUGAUGAUACCUAUACAAAGAAACAGCUCCUGCGCAUGGAACACCUGCUGCUUAAGGUGUUGGCCUUUGAUCUGACUGUCCCUACAAUCAACCAGUUCCUUCUGCAGUAUCUCUACAAGCAUAAUGGUGGCACAAAGGUUGAACACCUUGCAAUGUACAUGGCAGAGCUUACACUACUUCAGGAGGAGCCUUUCUUGAAGUAUCUUCCUUCAAUAACUGCAGCUGCUGCCUAUGGUCUUGCCAACUACACAAUAAACAAAGCUUUCUGGCCUGAAAAGCUCCAAGUCUUCACUGGCUACAGUUUAAGUGACUUGGCACCUUGUCUAGCUGACUUGCACAGAGCCUGCCUGAAAGCACCCGGUCAAGCACAACAAGCCAUUAGAGAGAAAUUUAAGACUCCCAAGUAUAUGCAGGCUUCCCUCACGACCCUUCCUGCUACUCUUCCUCUAUGACUGAAGAACCAACAGCUUGCAUAGCACUUAUUGUAGCUCAAGAUCAACAGUGUUGAUCUGUUUUAGAUGGACACUGCUGGCCAAGUGUCCGGCUUUUAACUUUGGACUCUUGUAUAGUGACAUAUUAAACUUUUAGCCUAACAUUUUAACUUAUUGAUGUAACUAUAAUACAGCUGUAGAAGUGGUAGACAUCUGGUCAGAGCGACUCCAUAAAUCUGACUGAACUUUACUUGGAGUGGGCAGGCUGCUCUGACCAGACGUGUCACUGGUUAUAGGAAAGCUGGGUUAUCACUUGGUGGCUCAUGCUUUAUUAAACUGAUGCAAUGUCUAACAUGGCAAGUAAGAGUAAAUUAACUUGAUGAAUGUAACUGAGUACAAUGGGAUCUCACUGUUGGUGCCAUUGAGACUCUUAAUAAACUUUUCACUUCUGCAA